AUGGGCUGUUGUUGUUGUUGUGUGAAGACGACAAGAGAUGAACCGGAGACGUAUGAGAAGAGGCGCAAUUGUACCGAUAUCUUCUUUGCACUUUUGUUUAUUGCAAUGUUGGCUUGUUUUGUGGCCCUCGGUGUGAUUGCCUUCGACAAGGGUGAUGUGAGGAGUAUUGUCUACGGGCACGAUUAUCUCGGUCACUACUGCGGUGAAGGGGAAGCCCCGCCAGACUUUGAAAGCAAAAUUCCAGAAACGGCCAUGUUUCAAAGUAAGAAGUGGGAAGAAAACAAGUUUGUGUGGUAUCCGCUGCCGCUCGCCAUUAAUUACUCCUCCGUGUUUAGUCACCUCAGCCGCUAUUUAAACCUCGGCGUCUGCGUGAAGACAUGUCCGGAAACAGAUGUAGAGGCGUUAAAACUAUUGGCUCAGGGUGGAAAUGCCACACAUCCCACCUUAUUAGAGAAGAUUCGUGUUUUCUCGUAUGGAACGACGGCGGCUAAUGGAGAGACGGUGCAGGCAGCUUCCCAGAUGUAUGCAGUAUAUGAUUCAUCUGAACUGAUUCGUAAAUGUCUUCCAAAACUCACACAACCGGAAGAAGUGCGAGACAUAAUUUCUGAUCCUUUUUUGCAGAAAGCUUAUACGUUUGCCAUGCAGGGAGCACAUGAAGUACAAAACAGUUGGCGUGUUUUUAUUAUUGAAGCGGCUAUAUGUGUUGCUUUGUGCUUUGUUUUUAUUGUGCUUAUGCGAUACAUGGUGGAUUUACUUGUGUGGCUUGUCAUUUUGUGUUUAUUCUUCAUAUUGGCUGGGGGUGGUGCAAUCUGUUAUUUCCUCUAUCACACGAGAGGAGAAAGUACUUAUUUACCAGUAUCAGGAAUAUCUGAUUAUGCAUUACUCUUUCUGGUUUUUGCAAUCAUACUGUGGGUAUUGUCACUUGUGUAUUUAUUUAUUAUAUUAGCACUCUGCUCUAAAGUACGUCUUGUCUGUGCUGUUAUUAAAAUCUCCAGUCGUGUAUUAGCCUCUGUGCCUUCAUUACUAAUUGUACCUAUUGUGAUUGGAGUAUUAAUACUUGUCGUACUUACUUGGUCUGUUGCGGUUGGUAUGGCAUUAUAUAGUGCUAGGAAGAGUGAUUCCAAACUUUCAUUGGUGCCUGUUACAGAUGGAUUAAAAUUCAGUGAUGAAACAGUUGUGGUGAUUAACAAUACCAAAUUUUAUUCCGUUGCAUCCCGUGUAUUAGAGACGGAUCAUAUUUUUGAAUAUUUGGCUGUUGCUGAUCUCUUUGCGUUUUUAUGGACGAUGGGAUUCCUCAGUGCCUUUUCAUUCACCGUCGUUGCCUUCGUUUCCGUCUUUUGGUACUUUUCAAGUUUACACAACAGUGAAAAGGCGGUACCACUCUUUGGUGUUUGCCGCGCGGUGUGUUGGACACUUGUAUACCACACCGGCACGAUAGCGUUGGGCUCUCUUAUCAUUGCUAUUAUACAAACUAUCCGUUUUCUUCUUUCUUACUUUGCGAAGAAGGCAAAGGCGGCGAUGGGGGAUAAUCAAUUGUUUAAGUGUGUAUUCUAUUGUAUGAAGUGUUUUGUUGCCUGUUUUGAAAAGGUGCUUUCUGUAAUUAAUAAAAAUGCAUAUGUGAUGAUGUGUAUUACAUCUAACGGUUUCUGCCUUUCCGCGUGUAGUGCUGUUUCCAUGAUCUUAACCUAUGCGGUGGAGCUUCUCUUUCUCGGCUGGUUGUUGGGGGUGGUCAUUUUCUUUGGAAAACUCUUCGUUGUUGGCUCCUGCUGUGUGUCUGCCUAUUUCCUCUGCACCGUGGAGAGUCUCGCCCCCGAUGUGGAGGUGAAGUUUAUGCCCGUCCUCGUCGUUGGCGUGAUGGCGUACUUUAUGUGCACUGUCUUCUUUAAUGUGUACAACUCCGCCGCCGAUGCGCUGUUGGUGUGUUACUGUUAUGAUCGGAAAAUGAAUGAAUCCAAUGGACUUUAUUAUGUGCCGUAUGAGUUGGAACAUCAACUGAAGGAUUACUCACAACGGGAGAAACUACGGGAAUUUAACGCCAUGCAGGCAGCAGCACACCAGGAUUGA
Messenger RNA from Trypanosoma theileri, 2064 nucleotides. RefSeq names its product solute carrier family 44 protein member 2. Gene Ontology annotation, molecular function: transmembrane transporter activity. NCBI's taxonomy places the organism in Eukaryota, Euglenozoa, Kinetoplastea, Trypanosomatida, Trypanosomatidae. Gene Ontology annotation, cellular component: membrane. Bases 1 to 2064 code for a protein of 687 amino acids. Gene Ontology annotation, biological process: transmembrane transport. The record is from RefSeq and is a predicted model, not a curated record. The transcript has a single exon.